AUGGAUGAUGUCGAGGACAUUCUGCCCGACGUGCUCUCCUUAGCGUUCGAGCGAGAAGGCACUGCCGGCGCUGCGCGCCGCCCCCCGGACCGCAGCCGUCCCACCGCCGUACAGAAGACCGCGGGGAGGACGAUACUUUCUCUUCAGGAGCGGAGGACGCUCGCCGCUGGGCUUGAGCCUCGGAAUAUUGGGACAAAACAUUACCUAUUUUUGAGACAGAAAGGUGAGCUCGAGGCGGCCUGGGACAUCUAA
Messenger RNA from Sparassis crispa, 252 nucleotides. RefSeq lists its product as hypothetical. Bases 1 to 252 code for a protein of 83 amino acids. The transcript has a single exon. The record is from RefSeq and is a predicted model, not a curated record. NCBI's taxonomy places the organism in Eukaryota, Fungi, Basidiomycota, Agaricomycetes, Polyporales, Sparassidaceae.